This is a messenger RNA of Pseudogymnoascus destructans, 318 nucleotides long. RefSeq lists its product as uncharacterized. NCBI's taxonomy places the organism in Eukaryota, Fungi, Ascomycota, Leotiomycetes, Thelebolales, Thelebolaceae. Bases 1 to 318 code for a protein of 105 amino acids. The transcript has a single exon. The record is from RefSeq and is a predicted model, not a curated record.
AUGACGCACGACUACCCAGGUAUCAAUGUUGACUUGCGCCAUUAUCAUACUGGGCUGGCUGCGAAGUCAUACCCCAUUGGCGCCCAUGGCAACUGCGCGGGCGCCGAAUCGGAGCAUUUGCCUGUCCGCGAAGUAUUCAUGAUGGUAUUGAUGGACCGGUUGUCUGACAAGCCUAACUGGGACAAGAAGGUCUUCGAUGAGGAAAUAGUCGUCAAGUCGCGGACGGGGGCAUUGGAGCAGCCGGAGGAUAAGCUAUAUGCACAGCUGGUUGAGAGUAAAUCGGGUGGAGUCAAAGUCCCAUGCCACGCGCACGCAUGA